GUUGAGACACCAGACGCCAAGCAUCCUCUCGCUUUUCAUCGGAUCGACACUCAUCUUGCCUCAGAGACGUCGCUGUUUCCACGCUGAUGCAGGCAAGCGUCCAGAGCAGCCGUGCACUUGGAUGCCGGGGGGAACGAGGGUGCUAACGCGACCCGCCAAAGUCUGUUAUAUCAGUGCGAUGGCGAUGGCGAUGGCCCUGACUUUUCCCAUCCACGGGCCAGCGCGGUACGCCGCCGCCAGUCAGCCCGUGAAGCGACCCAAGGAAUUUGUAUCCUUUUCAUAUGAUGAGAACCGCAACUGGUCUCUGGGCGACAAGUCUCUUAAGUGGUACUACCCGCCGAAUCUCGGCGCGGAUCUCAACAAAGGCUACGAUCAGUUCAUAAGUCACGACGAUAGUGUCGACGAACAUUUGGACGGCCUUUUAAGGGCUGUUGCGAAGCAUGAGGAGCAAACUAACACGCCAAUCGAUGCUCAUAUCCUCACUUGGAGAGGCAUGAUGACCAAGAUCAUGGCCGCACCUUAUGAUGAUGAACCAUUUGAGAUGAAUGCUACCCUCUAUCGAGGAUGCAUCUUCAUUGAGGAGAAUCACGAAUUCAGCCAGAGAAAAAAGGCGGCCGAGAAUCGUCAGGUUGUCGGGAACGGUCGCUAUCAAAUGUCAGUGUACCAAUAUUGGGGUUAUAAAUUUGAGGCUCUCUGCACAAUGCCACGCCCAUGGGGAGAGACUUCCAGAGAAUAUAUUGAGAGCCGGGAAGACAAAAUCGUCAACAACGCCGAGCAGUACUGCUCAGUAGUCCGGACCGGCUUUGGCAACACGAUAGUGUGUCUCGGAGGCGAGGUUGACGCGAUCUGGGAUGCCAAACCCGAGAUACCUGGAGCUCCCAUCAACUGGGUUGAGUUCAAGACAAGCGCCGAGAUCACCCACAAAGGCCAGCAAGCAAGAUUUGACCGGAAGCUCUUGAAGUAUUGGAUCCAGUCGUUCCUCCUCGGAGUGCCGAAAAUCAUUGUUGGCUUCAGGUCCCAGGACGGCAUACUAAAGAGCAUCAAGGAGUUUGACACCAUCAAGAUCCCUCAGUAUGUUCAGACCAGCAGCAGCGUGAAGUGGGAUGGCAACGUCUGCAUCAACUUUACAACGCAAUUCCUCGAGUGGCUCCGCUCCACAAUCAAGGACGAGGGUGUCUGGAGGAUCAGGCGGGCGCCAGGGUCGCGCAACAUUGAGCUCUUCAAAGUCGAGGAGGUGGGUCAUGGCGACGUGGUCGCGGACUCGUUCAUGAACUGGCGGAUCCAGCUGGAAUGCAUCCAGGAAAGGCAAAAGCACAAUGAAGCUCAAUCACAGCCAGAAGCUGAGCCGGGUUCAUCUCAGACUCAGAACUCAGACCAGUCUUCUGGCGGGGUGCCCAUUUGAUUCAGAUACCACGGCGUUAGCCAUGUACUUAUCCGUACAUCACAACAAGACGGCGGGUAAUGACCUACGGAACUGGAUUUCAUAAGAGUGGGCUCAUGGUUGAGCCCUAAUGAAGAUCAUCUGACGAAGGUACCCAUGCAGCAGUACCAUACAUUAAGGGGCUGUCAAUUUCUACCGUUGUAAUCUAAACAGGUAUUUUGAUACACCGUGAGAUGCCAGGGCUAUUGAGCUAUUCCCGCCAGAAAAAACAUGCAGUCUACGGUAGGCAGCCAGGAAUAUGAGAAGCGCGGAACAAGCUCAUGACCGCGAGACUCGCAA
Canariomyces notabilis is the source of this 1720-nucleotide messenger RNA. Its product is annotated as RAI1-domain-containing protein. Gene Ontology annotation, molecular function: mRNA 5'-diphosphatase activity. The transcript is spliced from 8 exons. Gene Ontology annotation, biological process: NAD-cap decapping; nuclear-transcribed mRNA catabolic process. Gene Ontology annotation, cellular component: cytosol; nucleus. The coding region runs from base 179 to 1402 and encodes 407 amino acids. The record is from RefSeq and is a predicted model, not a curated record. NCBI's taxonomy places the organism in Eukaryota, Fungi, Ascomycota, Sordariomycetes, Sordariales, Chaetomiaceae.